AGCAUUGCAAGCUGCCAUCCUGCCCCUGAAUUGAAUGUACUUCACAAGAGCAAACUUCCCACCAUAGCACCGGCACGACAAAAAUCAGGUACCUAUGUGAAAUACUUCCGGGAGGGUCUAGGCCAUUCCACAAAUGACAGCACGGAGUGCUUGCUUGUUCGCAAAGCUCGACAUACCAAUCUCAUGUGUCCAAAGUACUGUUUCAUGUCUCCAAUGCUCCAAUUGCCCCUCUUUUGGGUCCGAACCCCUCACAAUGAAUUCUUCCGGGGCGGCCAAGAAAUGGUUCUUGAUGGUUUUGUUAGGGACUGCCCCUCCAUAGCUGCAACAUGAGCUACUAGUAGUAGCUCUAUCUUCAUCCUAGCAUAUACUCGGUGUUCCAAUAACUCUAUCGGCCUUCCUUCCCCGGUCUUCCUCCAGGUUCACAUCUCUCGACGGCAAACAUCACCCCCAUAGCCUCACCUUUAGUCACAAUGGAGCCUCUCAAUGUCUUAAUGGUUGGCACGGGAGAGUACACCACCGGCUUCGUCGGUGGUGGUGCUUCCGGCUCAGACAAGAAGGUGGGAGUGGUGGGCCUGACCUUGUUUGACCUCCGGCGGAGAGGCAAAGUGGGAAAGCUCGCAAUGGCGGGCGUCAAUGGGACGAAGUAUCCCGCAAUCAGGGAACAUCUUCACAAGAACAUCACAUUGGCCUACAACAACUUGGACACGUCAUUCGAAUCUUACCCGGCCGACGAUGUAAAGGAUCCGGACGCGUACAAGACGGCGAUCGAUGCCCUGUCCCCCGGCGAUGCCAUCACCAUCUUCACUCCAGACACCACACACUACCCUAUCGCGCUCUACGCCAUCGAGCGGGGCAUCCAUGUCAUGAUCACCAAGCCGGCGGUAAAGACCCUGGAACACCACCUCGCUCUUCUCGAAGUCGCCGAAAAGAAGGGUGUUUAUGUGUACAUUGAGCACCACAAGCGCUACGACCCUGCCUACUGGGAUGCGAAGGCCCGUGCCAAGAAGCUGGGUGACUUCAAUUACUUCUACAGCUACAUGUCGCAGCCCAAGUCCCAGCUGGAGACCUUCAAGGCGUGGGCAGGGAUCGACUCGGAUAUCUCGUAUUACCUCAACAGCCACCACGUCGACAUCUGCGAUUCGAUGGUUUCGCAGCUGGGCUACGUCCCGGUCAAGGUGUCGGCUUCGGCGUCGAAAGGCGUCGCAACAAGCCUCGGGUGCCACGAGUCCACCGAGGACACCAUCUCGUUGCUGGUGCACUGGGAGAAGAAGGACGACCCCUCCAAACAGGCGACUGGUGUGUACACUGCCUCAUGGACGGCGCCGCAGAAGGCUGGAGUGCACUCCAACCAGUACUUCCACUAUCUCGCCAGAGACGGCGAGAUCAACAUCAACCAGGCCAAGCGCGGUUACGAGGUUGCCGAAGAUGCGGCCGGGCAGCUGAUGUGGUACAAUCCGUUUUACAUGCGGUAUGCGCCGGACGAGGAGGGCAACUUCAACGGCCAGAGCGGCUAUGGCUAUGUCUCGUUUGAGAAGUUCGUGGACGGCUGCCAGGCCGUCAAUGCCGGCAAGCUCAAGCCUGCAGACUUGGACGCCAAGGGACUCCCAACCCUCCGGAACACAAUCGCGACAACAGCCAUCCUCGAGGCGGGGCGGCGGAGUAUUGACGAGAAUAGGGAGGUCAGGAUUGAGUCCAAGGACGGGGUGUGGAAGUUGGUUUAGUGUCCACCCCCGAAGAUGUAGAAUAUCAAGAGGUUUACAGGGAUACUACCGGGCCUACAUAGGCAACUCGCUCUUCUGGAUAGAUGAGGGUUAGGGUCUACAUCGAGUACUACCAGUAGGGUUCCCAAAGGCUUGGUACUUGAGAAAUACAGCACACAAUUAUUACUCUGUUACAAGCCAG
This is a messenger RNA of Chaetomium strumarium, 1902 nucleotides long. RefSeq lists its product as uncharacterized. Gene Ontology annotation, cellular component: cytoplasm. Gene Ontology annotation, biological process: NADPH regeneration. The record is from RefSeq and is a predicted model, not a curated record. Gene Ontology annotation, molecular function: oxidoreductase activity; nucleotide binding. The transcript is spliced from 3 exons. Bases 471 to 1721 code for a protein of 416 amino acids. Lineage: Eukaryota; Fungi; Ascomycota; Sordariomycetes; Sordariales; Chaetomiaceae.